This is a messenger RNA of Phanerochaete carnosa HHB-10118-sp, 1857 nucleotides long. RefSeq lists its product as uncharacterized. Gene Ontology annotation, biological process: translational initiation. NCBI's taxonomy places the organism in Eukaryota, Fungi, Basidiomycota, Agaricomycetes, Polyporales, Phanerochaetaceae. Gene Ontology annotation, molecular function: GTP binding; translation initiation factor activity; GTPase activity. Bases 1 to 1857 code for a protein of 618 amino acids. The transcript has 8 exons. The record is from RefSeq and is a predicted model, not a curated record.
AUGCAUCUCAAAACCAUUCAAGCCGACGUGUACAUCCCAGGUCUAGUCUCCAUAGAAAAUUUAUCCCGAUUGCUGAAUGUCCGGCUAGAUCGCCUCCAACACAAAAUGUCGCAGGUCGGCAUGAAAGAACAAUCUUCGUAUGAUCACAUGUUGACUGCGGAGUAUGCUUCACUUAUUGCGUUGGAGUUCAACCGAAACCCAGUGGUCAACGAUGAAGCUGCAUUUGACAUAUAUCCACCUCCACCGACAGUCAGCCGUGAAAGCUUGCCAUCUCGGCCUCCGGUGGUGACUAUCAUGGGUCACGUCGAUCAUGGGAAGACAACUCUACUUGACACCCUUCGCUCUGCGUCAGUAGCGAAAGGCGAAGCGGGUGGUAUUACACAACAUAUCGGUGCUUUCUCUGUGCCUGUUCCUAACCCAGGAGGAGAGAAACGUACUAUCACCUUCUUGGACACCCCAGGACACGCUGCCUUUUCUGCCAUGCGUGCCCGCGGUGCAUCAGUAACUGACAUUGUCGUUCUUGUUGUCGCUGCAGAUGACGGCAUCAUGCCCCAGACACGGGAAGUUCUCAAGCUCGUGAACAGGGAGUCUAAUAAUGUUGGGUUGGUCGUCGCUAUCAACAAGAUCGACAAACCAGGUGCUGAUGUCAGCAAGGUCGAAACCGCGUUGCUUGCGGAAGGCGUCCAGCUUGAAACCUUUGACGGAGAUGUACCGGUCGUCCAUGUGUCCGGACUCACAGGCCAAGGCCUUCCCACUCUUAUUGAGACAAUAUCGCUCGUGGCGGAAAUGCAAGAUCUCCGUGCUGAGCAGACAGGGCCUAUACACGGCUACGUCCUUGAAUCGAAGGUGGAUAAGGGUCUGGGCCCGGUUGCGACCGUGCUUCUCUUACGGGGCCAACUGACCCCAGGGACAAGCAUCAUUUGUGGGCUUGCGCACGGCAAAGUCCGACUACUCAAAUCGUCUUCCGGUCAGUCGUUCAAGGCUGUUAUGCCAGGCACCGCGGCCUUGGUUUCUGGCUGGAAGGAGCUCCCAAAAGCUGGCGACGAGGUUCUACUAGGUACCGAGAGCGAGAUCAAGAAGGCUCUCGCCAAUCGUCGACGCAAAGCAGACCUCGAAGCCACGAUCCAGGACGCGGAAGCGAUCAACGAGAGCCGUCGUGCCGAGCGUGAGCUACAGCAGCUGGAAGCUCAAGGCGAAUUAGUCAGCCAGCAAAUGAACGGAGAGGACGAGAAGAAGGAGCUCAGGCUCGUUGUCAAGGGAGAUGUCAGCGGUACUGUAGAGGCCGUCUGUGGUGCGGUGUCCGGUAUCGGAAAUCACCUGGCUGGCGCGAAGAUUGUCGCCCAAGGCGUCGGAGAGGUCUCAGAGUCCGACGUAAUGAGGGCGAAGGCCGCUGAAGGCAUAAUUCUCGCAUUCUCGGUGAAUACCCCUCGUUCUGUGAAGGCUAUAGCUUCUAGCCAGGGCGUAAAAAUCAUCGAGUCCAACGUCAUCUAUGCGCUCAUGGAUGAGGUCAAGAAGAACGUAAUCGAGCUGCUCCCGACUGUGACUGAAAAGCGGGUCACGGGCGAGGCUAACGUGCUCCAGAUCUUUGAGAUUCAGCUCAAGGCAAAGCAGACCAUGAAAGUCGCUGGAUGCCGUGUCGUUAACGGUAUCGUCGAGAAGAACAAGAAAGCACGAGUGGUCCGCAACGGUGAAAAUGUCUUCGAAGGCAACCUCGAGACACUGAAGCACCUCAAGAGGGACAUUAUGGAGGCUGGCAAAGGAUUGGAGUGCGGAAUGGCAUUCGAGGGCUGGGAUGAUCUCCGCGAAGGCGAUCUCAUUCAGAUGUACCAGGAAAUUGUGAAGCCUGGACAGCUGUAG